AUGGACGAGCCCCUGCCGGGUGAGUUUGAAGAUGUGGUGGACUUCAUCAAAGUGACCAUCAGCAGAAUACGUCGCUCCUCGUCAUCCACCGCCAGCGCCCGACACAGAAGGGAGAGGACAAAGGGGGUGAACCAGCAGAGUGGUAAAGGAGGAAGAGGAGGAGCUAGAGGAGGGGAGACAGGCAGGAAGGUUAGAGGAGGAGGCGGCAGUGGACGAGGACAGGGUUGUGUGCUCAAACAGAUCCACCUCAACGUGACGGACCUUGGUCUGGGCUACCGCUCAAGUGAAGAAAUGAUAUUCAGGUACUGCUCAGGACCCUGCAGGAAGUCCGAGACCAACUACGACAAAAUCCUCUAUAACCUCGCUCAUAACAGGAGGCUUCCUUCCAGAGACACACCCCCUCAGGCUUGCUGCCGACCAAUAGCGUUUGACGACGAUCUCUCGUUUCUGGAUGACAACCUUGUUUACCACACCGUGAAGAAGCACUCUGCCAGGAAGUGUGGCUGUGUGUAG
Seriola dumerili (greater amberjack) is the source of this 513-nucleotide messenger RNA. Its product is annotated as glial cell line-derived neurotrophic factor-like. The transcript is spliced from 2 exons. The coding region runs from base 1 to 513 and encodes 170 amino acids. Gene Ontology annotation, biological process: negative regulation of neuron apoptotic process; peripheral nervous system development; positive regulation of branching involved in ureteric bud morphogenesis. Gene Ontology annotation, molecular function: glial cell-derived neurotrophic factor receptor binding; receptor tyrosine kinase binding; growth factor activity. The record is from RefSeq and is a predicted model, not a curated record. NCBI's taxonomy places the organism in Eukaryota, Metazoa, Chordata, Actinopteri, Carangiformes, Carangidae.